UUGGCAGCCUGUCUACCGUGAAUGCAAAUUCAUCCCGACCUGUAGGUGUCGCUGUGCCGUAAAGUCACGGAAGUGCCUGUUUGUGCGCCUGACAUCUGCACAGUAGGACACAGCGCGGAUAUGGCGAAGAGGUUGAUAUACCCGCUGUACCAGCUGGGAAACCCCCAGCUCCGCAUCUUCCGACCUAACUUUCACAUGACGCUGGUUAGACCCGGUAAAGAGCAGCCGCCGGACACCGUGCAGUUCCGUAUACCCGUGGAGAUGACUAAGAUGGACGUACAGAAUUACCUGCAGCAGAUCUACAACGUGCCGGUGUCGGCUGUGCGCACCCGCAUCCAGUAUGGUAACAACAGGAAAAGAAACCACCUGAACCAGCGAGUGAAGCGGCCAGAUUACAAAGUAGCCUAUGUUCAGUUGGGACAGGGUCAAACCUUUCAGUUUCCUGACCUGUUUCCACCAAAGGAAGACAAUCCAGAAUCCGGCUCAUUCGAUGCCUUGCAGAAAGAGUUCAUGGAGAACGAGAUGCAGCGGCAACGCAGUGACCCUCGAAGAGGUGGACUCAAUGACUGGUUUGGACUUUAGAUCUUGGUCUUUAAGAUUCAUGCACCCCAAAUGAACAUGUAUCUGGAGACGAUAUUUUGGUUCUUACGACAGAGCUCUCCUAGUUGGCCUUGUCUGGGGAGUUUUUGAUAAAUCCCCAUAAAGUGUCUGCUGGUCAUCAUUCAAGAUACAUGCUGAACAUCCUUGUAACCAUUCCUACUUGUUGGAUAUUUGAAGACCACGGAGUAUGUCUCCUUGCUUUGUUCAGGACAUGCAUCUUAGAAUGGAUUUCACCAUCAGUGGAGGGGAGCAGGAUGCUUCUCCCUAAUAUUCUGUGUAUUUAUAGAGCAGAUCUGAAAUAAAUGAACGUUUUCUGA
Spea bombifrons (plains spadefoot toad) is the source of this 917-nucleotide messenger RNA. RefSeq names its product mitochondrial ribosomal protein L23 (gene MRPL23). Gene Ontology annotation, cellular component: ribosome; mitochondrial large ribosomal subunit. The transcript has 5 exons. Gene Ontology annotation, biological process: mitochondrial translation. The record is from RefSeq and is a predicted model, not a curated record. Gene Ontology annotation, molecular function: structural constituent of ribosome. Lineage: Eukaryota; Metazoa; Chordata; Amphibia; Anura; Pelobatidae. Bases 121 to 582 code for a protein of 153 amino acids.